AGUCACUGUGAUGUUCCAACUACAGUUUCGAAUGAUAGUACCUGGUAUUUGAACAAUGUGUUAUUUUUUAAUAUUUAAACACGUCUGUGUCUGAUACUUCCUCCAGACAGCCGGCAUUUACUUCACAGAUGGAAAGCUGGCUUUGUGACUAAUUUCCCAUCUACAUUCUUUAUUGUUCUGUGUGGCAGAAACCCGGACAAUAGGACAGGAACUGACACAUGGGUGAAUGUCACUUUGGGGGUGGGAGUUAUCAUUAUCCUCAAGAGGGCGCUAUUUAUAUUUUGACCCAUUCUAUGGGGGGUCCAUUAGCUUCAGGAGAAAGAAACCGCUCACUAGUUGGUACUGCUCAGGGUUUCCAAGAUGCGCAUCAGUAUUGUGUUGACAGUGGCAGACGGAAAGCCCUCAAGUAAAGUAUUGUUUAUUUUGGUACACAAUGGUAUUUGCUAUGAAGCUUAUGUGUUCUUAGAAUCGCAUUUGUGAGCUCUUAUAGACUGGGAUAGUACUACUACUACUACUACUACUACAACAUCAUCAUAAGACAACACAGUAGUCUUGACAAGGAUCGCAUUACCCACAGUGCUUUUUAGCACAGGGUCAGAGCAGAGGUCAAUGCAAGUGGUACACUUUGACUCACACAUGCUUUCUUGAAAGUAACACUCAGGUUGUUGCAGCUGCAUCCCCCCUAACAUGCCAGAUAGUAUGUGCCACAUUGCACAUAAAUGUGUUCCUCAUUGUUUGCAACAAUUUUAAAUGAGUCCCACGGGUCCUGCAACUGUGUAUUGGAAGUGUGCUACCCACAAUCCUGCCUUGAUGCUAGAAUUAGGCCUCCUGGAAACAUGUUUUGUGUGUCUGUAGUCACGCAUAGUGUGGACAGAGUGGGCUUAACUAGCUAGGUGUGGGUCAUGUCCAUGAUGGAGGAGGCUUUCAACGUUGAAAAACAUCUGACCGCCUUUUCUCUCAAGCUUUGAGCAAUCAAGAGAAGGACAUGCUAGAUUUUUCUCAUCUUUGGUGCUCAUAAACGGGCUCUACGGACACGUGUUACUGUUAGAACAUCAUGCAAAAGUUUGCAUGAUAGGGAAUAGUCAAUGUUUUACCAAUGUUUUACUUAUUAGUGCAUGCACAACUGGUCGGCAGAGAGAGUUUCACAUGAGAAUUGCCAGUGGUAAAUCCAUUAUACUCAUACUUUUUUUGACUACUCUUUGUCUCUUUCUCAUUUGCCCUCCCUUCUAGUUAAUGGGGUUGUGCGGCUUGGCAAGAUUGCUCCUUUUAGGAUGUGUGUGUGUGUGUGUGUGUGUGUGUGUGUGUCUGAAUAUGAGGGUGUGUGACGCAUGCAGACAGCACGCACAGACUGGUCUUGUUAGCUGCCCUCACAUUCUCUCUUAUAGAGCCCGUUUGUUCCACUUUCAUAAUGAGGAGAUAGAGAGUUUUGAAGCGGUGCCACUGAUACACCGAAGGCAAUACUUGACCACACACACACACACACAUUGAUGUGACAUGCAUCAACACUGCAGUGCUAAUACACCUGUGAUGCUUGAAUCUGCAACUAUUAAUAUGGCUUCAAUCAGUAUGUGUUUGUAUUACGCAUUCUGUGUUCUGAGUCAUUCGGUUUUCUCCAUUCAUGUUCAGGAUUCUAUGCUAGAGUUCUAGGUAAGUCACCAUAAUUAUGCCCCCUCCUCUCACUGAUCCCCCGGUGCCUCCAUCCUCCCCCUCCCGGUCUCUUCUAUGGAAAGAGCUGGCUUCAGCAGUCUGCCUGAAACGCGCAACGCAUACCCACACAUGCACCAGUGCUCCUGUCCACAGGCUUUUUUUUUGUUGUUGUUGUUGUUGGUUUUUUUUGUGAGAGUGUGUGACGUGAGCUCCUGGCUGCAGAACAGCAGCGAAGACCCGCACCUUCCUGUGUGCCGCUAGGCAGCGGCGUCAUUCUGCCGCAUGCUGCCUGCCGACACCAUUACGCAGAGGAAUUCCCUGCUGUCUCCUAUACUUGUGUUUACAGCGGGAUAGAGCGAGGAGGAAAGGAGGCGUGCUGCAGAGCUCGGUAGGACAGCGCUGAGCUGGGAUUGUACAUGGAGAUGGGCACUGGUUGUUUCCAAGGAAGUGGCUGUGUUUAUGGGGUUUGUGGGUGACCUCUGUGCUCCUGAUUGGGCACAUAUGUAGGCGGGGAACAGUGUCUUUCUGUGAGCCAGGCACCGCUUUGUUUGUGUUUGCUGCUUCCUGAUGCGGUCAGAGAGGGCCAGUCGUGUUUGUAUCGUGGUGCUGGAGGAGGUGGAGGAGGAUGAGCCCUCCUUUGCACCCCCGCCGGCUCGGCCCAAAUCGACCCCAGACCGUAGAUCCCAUCAUGUCCCUAGAAGGGCUGCUGCUCUGGAGGACAAGCCAUCCUUGCUGCGAGCCAUCUUCAACGUGGAUCCAGAUGAAGUCCGGUCCCUCAUAUUCAAGAAAGAGGAUGUAAAUAUUCAAGAUAAUGAAAAGCGAACGCCUCUACAUGCUGCAUCCUACCUGGGAGACAGCGAGAUCAUUGAACUUCUCAUUCUCUCAGGAGCCAGAGUUAAUGCCAAAGAUAGCAAGUGGUUGACUCCUCUUCACCGUGCUGUGGCCUCGUGCAGUGAGGAUGCAGUCGCGGUGCUGCUGAAGCACAGUGCCGACGUCAACGCCAGGGACAAGAACUGGCAGACGCCACUCCACGUAGCGGCGAGCAACAAGGCGGUACGCUGCGCCGAAGCCUUAGUUCCGCUGCUCAGCAAUGUCAACGUGUCUGACCGGGCAGGACGCACUGCUCUGCACCACGCUGCCUUCAGUGGACACACAGAGAUGGUGAAGUUGCUGCUCUCCAGAGGAGCUAAUAUUAAUGCAUUUGAUAAGAAGGACAGGAGGGCCAUUCACUGGGCAGCCUUCAUGGGGCAUUUGGAGGUAGUUAAAUUGUUGGUGAGCAGUGGAGCAGAGGUGGACUGUAAGGACAAGAAGGCCUAUACACCUCUCCAUGCGGCUGCCUCCAGUGGGAUGAGUAGCACCGUACACUACCUGCUAGGCCUGGGGGUCCAGGUGAAUGAGGUGAACGCCUACGGAAACACAGCGCUCCAUUUGGCGUGUUACAAUGGACAGGACGUGGUGGUCAGUGAACUCAUCAAGGCGGGCGCCUGCGUCAACCAGGUGAAUGAGCGGGGGUUUUCUGCACUCCACUUUGCCUCAUCAUCACGCCAGGGGGAGCUGUGCCAAAAGCUACUGUUGGCCCAUGGAGCACACAUCAACAUGCGGAGUAAGGAUGGGAAGACUCCCCUCCAUAUGGCAGCUACUCAUGGCAGGUUCUCAUGUUCUCAGGCCCUCAUUCAGAACGGAGCUGAGAUUGAUUGUAUGGACAAGGACAGAAACACUGCCCUUCACAUCGCUGCACGCUAUGGCCACGAGCUCAUCAUCACAGCGCUUGUCAAACACAGAGCCAGCAUAGCCAAGAGAGGAAUUCAUGGGAUGUUCCCACUGCACUUGGCAGCUCUCACCGGCUUCCCUGAUUGCUGCAGGAAGCUGCUGUCCUCAGGAUUUGACAUCGACACUCCCGAUGAUUACGGAAGGACUUGUUUGCAUGCAGCUGCGGCUGGAGGGAACCUGGAGUGCCUGAAUCUGCUGCUAAAUUUAGGAGCAGACUUUAACAGUAAAGACAGCCUUGGAAGGAGUCCUCUUCAUUAUGCAUCAGCCAACUGUAAUUAUGACUGUGUGUUUGCCUUGGUGGGCUCCGGGGCAAGUGUCAAUGAGCUGGAUCAAAGAGGCUGCGGCCCCCUGCACUACGCUUCUGCAGCUGACACAGAUGGAAAAUGUGUGGAGUACCUUUUGAGGAAUAAUGCUGAGCCCGGAGUGAGAGACCAGGACGGGUACAGUGCUGUUCACUAUGCCUCAGCCUACGGCCGCACGCUUUCUCUGGAGCUGAUGGCAAGUGAAACCCCUCUUGACGUGCUAAUGGAGACAUCAGGGACAGACUUCCCCAGUGACUCUGAGCACCACGGAAUGAUCAGCCCGCUUCACUUGGCUGCUUACCACGGACACUGUGGAGCUUUAGAAGUCCUCUUGUCCUCCAUGCCGGAUGUAGACGUCUGUAGCCCGCAAGGCUGCACCCCUCUCAGCCUGGCCAGCUCCAGAGGUCACCAGGAGUGUGUCUCCAUGCUGCUACACCGUGGCGCCUCACCCAUGACCUGUGACUACACACACAGAAAAACAGCGCUACAUUCUGCAGCUACAAAUGGCCACUCAGGGUGCCUGCGUCUCCUCAUGAGCAACAACAACCAACACAUCAAUGUGGACGCACAAGAUGUCCACAAGCAAACCGCGCUGAUGUUGGCUGUGCUGAACGGACACACUGAGUGUGUGUAUUUGCUGCUAAGUCAUGGAGCCAGCGUCCAAGCUCAGGACCGCUGGGGCAGGACGGCCCUUCACCGAGGGGCGGUGACAGGUCAGGAGGAGUGUGUGGAGACUCUCCUUCAACGUGGCGCCAGUGCAUGUGUGAAGGACAUUCGGGGUCUCUCCCCUAUUCACUUGGCAUCCGCUUGUGGACGAGUGGGCAUCCUCGGCGCUAUGCUGCAGGCUGACGGGACCUCUAACGGCCUUUCGCAGCUCACUGACAACAAAGGCUACACGCCGCUGCACUGGGCCUGCUACAGCGGGUGUGAUGCUUGUGUGGAGUUGUUGUUAGAGAGGGAAGUCUUCAGGAAGAUAAAAGGCAACUCAUUCAGCCCAUUGCACUGCGCCGUCAUGAACGAUAACGAAGGAGUGGCUGAGAUGUUGAUAGAUUCCCUCGGUGCAAACAUUGUCAACGCCAUUGACUCCAAGGGCAGGUCCCCGCUUCACGCUGCCGCUUUCUCAGACCGUGUUGAAUGCAUUUCCCUGCUGCUGAGCCACGGUGCCCAUGCCAAUGUUGUGGACGGGCACACGUGCAGAACACCGCUGAUGAUGGCAGCUCUAAACGGACAAACCAACGCCGUGGAGGUGCUGGUGAGCAGCACCAAAGCUGACUUUGGUCUGCAGGACGCUGACAGGAACACUGCCUUGCAUUUGGCUUGUAGCAAGGGUCAUGAGACAUGUGCCUUGUUGAUCCUGGAGAAGAUGAGCGAUAAAAACCUCAUCAACUGCACCAACGCUGCCCUGCGCACGCCGCUUCAUGUCGCAGCCAGGAAUGGUUUAACGGUGGUCGUCCAGGAACUUCUUGGAAAAGGAGCAAGCGUACAAGCAGUGGAUGAAAACGGUUACACACCAGCUCUGGCCUGCGCCCCCACCCGUGACGUGGCUGACUGCCUGGCACUCAUCCUCAACUCCAUGAUGCCCACCUCGCCUAUGGUCACCAUAGCAGAUUUGCCUGCGUUCUCUCUCCCUCAGACGAUCAAGCACCACUCCGUCUCCAAUCACAUCACAAAGGGCGUGGCUUUCCACACGCUGCCUCCUCUGAGGCCGGACCGCGCUUCGUACUGCAGGCUGGAGCACCCCUUGUCCUCGCUCCCUGCGGACGAAGAACUGAAUGACUCUGAUUCAGAGACCUACUGAACUCUGCCCCCCCAUCGUGUGUUGAAAGCCUUAAGAUCACAGAGAAAACAAGAUGGGUAAAGUGUAUGAUGUAACGCCCCCUGCCCCGCCAAAAAAAAAUUACACUACAUCACUCCCUGGUAGAAGGCCAAUGUUUUUAUUUGCUUUAUAUUUAAACUCCUGGAGGUUCUUGGAAUCAUCUCACUAAUUUUCUUCACAUUUAGUGACAGGAAGCUCAGAGGACUAAGGAACAAAAUGUAUCAUUCUACAUGGGACCACGUGGAUGAAGGGUCUUUAUGGCUGUUAUCAAACAGCGAUCAUGGUCAACCACUUUGCAGUUUGAGGAUGUACUUUACAUUUUACAGAGGGACGUUGCAGCAGUUGCAGCCACACCUUGAUGUUUAUGUACUGAAGUGUGUGUGUGUGUGUGUGUGUGUCAGUGAGAGAGAGAGAGAGCAAUGUACAGUAUGUGUGUGGAAAUUAAUAAAUAUUGCCUUUUUGGAAAUUAGCACUUCUCCUGCACAAUGAACUCAAACUUGUUACAUGAUUUCAAGUUGGUAUUACUAAUCUUACAUCUUGUUUUCUCCUGCCAGCAUCACAGUGCAUCAUUGGUUGUCCAGGUGAUAGACACGUCCAUACAAGCAUGCAGUGACAAGACCCCCUGCCACGUUUGAAUGUGUCAUGGUCACCUUCCCAUCUCCCGUCUUCACCACGUGUUCAGGCUGUUCCAGGAUGUAACCACUCACCAGAACAGAUGGGUAUACAUAUUUGGUCCCAAACCGUCCUUCCAGCGUAAAGGUGAGUUUAGUCGCUGCCUCUUCUACUUCCUGCCCACAGGAGCUGGCCUCCAAACCUGCACAGCGGACCACUGCACACACCUGCAAACAGGAGGAGAGCGCAUCACCAUUAGUAGGUUGUGCAUGGCCGAUAACAUUUUUUGAAAUGUACAUAGUUGUACAUACGCAUACGUACAUAUAUACACUAAGGGUGUGGGGAAAAUAAUCAAUAUUAAUUGAUGCAUUGAUGCGCAUGUGUGAGUGCAUCGGCUCAUUCACUGGGUAUGGACGCAAUUGACGCGUGAAAUCUAGAUUUAACUCGAUGCAUUUGUGGGUAUCGGUAAAAUCCGAUGCAAGCGCUGUUUUAUUAAUGUUAAAUAUUAAUGCCCAUAUGCUGUUCCCCAGGUACUUUGAAUGCACCCUCAUUUGUGUCUUAUAUUGAACAGGGAUGUAACAGCAGAGCGCAGUCGGCUUCCUCCUGAAUUUUGAAACAAUUUUUAAAGUGUAUAAAGUUGUUUUACACUUUCUGCUCCUCACUACUGUAUUAGCCUACCUCCUAGUGAUAAGCAUAUAAGCAGUAUGUUUUGCAGACAAGAAUAUAAGCAAACAUUGAUUGCACUGUUGAAAGUGUCACUUUAACUUUUUGUUGCUGCGUACACUUUUUUUUUACAGCAGUAAUUAUGGUUAAUUGUUUUACUCCACUGAACCACUGCUAUUGUAAUUGCAUAGCCGAUGGGAAAGUGUGAGGAAAAUAGUUUUUAAAAACUUGUUGCUGUUUUACGAUGGCAAAAAGAAUUAGCAAGAAGUGGUGCAUAGUAAAAAAAAGAAAAACAAGAUUUUAGUUGAAUUUACUGCCAAAUGCCGAGACGGAAUAAAGCCAAAUACUUUUUGUUGUACCACAAUGACUAUUUUUUUUUCUUUGCUUAUUUGCAUCAUGUUGAAUUGCAUCAUAUUGUAUCAGAUUGCAUUGAUUUGAACUAAAUGAUUAUCGCAUCUUAUCACAUCGUGAAGAGGGUGAAUCGCAUCGUAUCGCCAGAAAAUUCCAUGUAUCGUUAAAGUAUCAUAUCGCUGGCA
This is a messenger RNA of Doryrhamphus excisus (bluestripe pipefish), 7346 nucleotides long. RefSeq names its product ankyrin repeat domain 28a (gene ankrd28a). The record is from RefSeq and is a predicted model, not a curated record. Lineage: Eukaryota; Metazoa; Chordata; Actinopteri; Syngnathiformes; Syngnathidae. Gene Ontology annotation, molecular function: protein binding.